Molecule: messenger RNA, 1974 nt
Organism: Podospora anserina S mat+
Lineage: Eukaryota; Fungi; Ascomycota; Sordariomycetes; Sordariales; Podosporaceae
Exons: 2
Coding region: 1-1974 (657 amino acids)
Biological process (GO): xenobiotic detoxification by transmembrane export across the plasma membrane
Cellular component (GO): membrane
Molecular function (GO): xenobiotic transmembrane transporter activity; antiporter activity
Source: RefSeq, a predicted model, not a curated record
AUGCCCUCAAGUCCAAGAAGUCAGCCAAUUCCAGCAAGAAAAGAAUCUUCCAUCCCCAGCAGCCACCAUGACCGCCACGCAUCCUUAGCAAACUCCUUCCUCUCCACUUCGCCUCUUGCCCAAGAAGUCCUGGCACGAGACCUUGCAGCUUUCUCCGAUGACGAAGACAUACCCGUCGACACAGAAGCAGUUGACGGAUCUGACCAUGGAGAAGACGAUGCCACCCAAGGACCAACUCUGUACCGCCGGCCAAGCGGGAUAGCCUUUGGGACUACCCGCCCAGCUCUUGCUCUUCCCUUGGGACAUGAUGAUCCCGCCUUACUCACCCGCACUGAGCGAGCCCGCAGCCGUGAUGCUGAACGGUCUUUGCUGAGGGACAAUCAUAUUCUUCCGCCUAAACACCACCAUGAGCCACCACCAAAAGGCAUCGCCGGCCAGUUCUCCCGGUUGUACAAACGACUCUUCAGCACCAAGGUCCCUCUUCCGUCCAGUGAUGAGGAAGCACCUCGCAUCAUCAUCGGUCCGGAUGAGCGGGCUCCCUUGCUGGGAAGCACCUCUCGUCAUCCAUCAGAUGCCCCGGAAAAUCUCAACGAGCAAUGGGAAGCUGCCGUGGCGGCAGGACAAAUCCGCACCACCUGGCAGCGGGAGGCGAAAACUAUUGCUGGUUAUUCCAAAUCACUGAUUGUCACCUUUUUGCUGCAGUACUCCUUGACAGUAACGUCCAUCUUUGCUGUUGCAAGACUAGGAACUGUCGAGUUAGGAGCAGUGACAUUGGCUACCAUGACAGCAAACAUCACCUGCUACGCUCCUAUCCAGGGUCUGGCCACGAGUCUGGAUACCCUCUGUGCGCAGGCGUUUGGAUCUGGGCACAAGACCCUAGUGGGGCUGCAGAUGCAGAGGAUGGUGUACUUUUUGAUGUUGGUGCUCGUGCCGGUGAUGGGGGUGUGGUGGAAGUCGGAGGAGAUAUUGAUCAAACUGGGAAUUGAAGAGGCGAGCGCGGCGUUUGCGGGGAUUUAUCUCAGGACGAUUGUGUUGGGUGCGCCGGCGUAUGCUAUAUUUGAAGCAGGGAAACGGUUUGUCUUGGCCCAGGGACUGUUUCAUGCUACUACGUAUGUGCUGCUUGUGGCGGCGCCGGUGAAUGUUCUGUUGAACUUUUUGUUUGUGUGGAAGCUGGGUUGGGGGUUUAAGGGCGCUCCGAUGGCGGUGGCUAUUACGCAGAAUUUGUUGCCGUUGUUGUUGGGGCUAUAUGUGUGGAAGGUGGAGGGGAAGGAGGCGUGGGGAGGGUUUAAGAAGGGGGCCUUGAGGAAUUGGGGACCGAUGAUUAGGUUGGCGUUGCCGGGGAUGAUUAUGGUUGUGGCGGAGUGGUUCGCUUUUGAGAUUUUGACGCUGUUGUGUGGGAGGAUUGGGGUGACGACGCUGGCGGCGCAGAGUGUGUUGGUUACUAUUACUUCGACAACUUUUCAGAUUCCGUUUCCGUUGUCGAUUGCGGGCUCGACGAGGGUUGCGAAUUUGGUGGGGGCUAAGUUGGUGGACGCUGCGAAGACUUCGGCCAAGGUGACUGUAUUUGGAGGCUUUCUCGUGGGGGUGUUUAACCUGACGAUGCUGACGGUGUUUCGGUAUCAAAUCCCGCGGCUUUUUACUGACGAUGAGGAUGUCAUCAACUUGGUUGCGAAGGUCCUUCCUGUUUGUGCGCUGAUGCAGGUCUUCGAUGGCAUGGCUGCUGUCUCUCAUGGGCUGCUGCGUGGUAUUGGCAAGCAAGAAUUCGGAGGAUACGCCAACUUGGUCUGUUAUUAUGUCGUGGCGCUGCCCAUAUCCUUUGGCUUGGGCUUUGGCCUGGACUGGAAGUUGACUGGCCUCUGGAUCGGCGUCACGAUUGGCCUAGGCCUCGUGUCGUUGGUUGAAUAUGCGUUUAUCUGGGCAUCUGAUUGGGAUCAGGCAGCCAAAGAGGCUGAGAACAGAAACAACGCCGGCUGA